This is a messenger RNA of Grammomys surdaster, 1266 nucleotides long. RefSeq names its product serine protease 46. Bases 44 to 997 code for a protein of 317 amino acids. Gene Ontology annotation, molecular function: serine-type endopeptidase activity. The transcript has 5 exons. The record is from RefSeq and is a predicted model, not a curated record. Lineage: Eukaryota; Metazoa; Chordata; Mammalia; Rodentia; Muridae. Gene Ontology annotation, biological process: proteolysis.
CUCCAUCUUGUUCUAAGGAGCGGUAAGGGCUGGACUUCUUGCCAUGGCGUGUGGUUCAGUGGAUCCUCAGGGUCUUCUCUCGCCUCCACUUUCUUCUGCCAGACUUAAUAAUCCGCCCUAUGUGGAAGGACCCUGGUUCUGGUCCUGUGGUCAGACCAACAUAUCCUGCAAGGUGGUAAACGGGAAGGUGGUGGAGGUGGGCAAGUGGCCAUGGCAGGUAAGCAUCCUCUUCCUGGGGAUGUACGUCUGCAGCGGCUCCCUCAUCCACCACCACUGGAUCCUCACCGCAGCACACUGCUUACAAAGAUCCAAGAACCCGGCUAACUACACUGUGAAGGUGGGAGUCCAGACCCUCCCAGACAACAGCUCCCCAGAGCUCCUGGUCACUAGCAUUGUGAUUCACGAGAACUUCAUCAACCACAUGUCUCACGACAUCGCCAUCCUGAAGCUCAAGUAUCCUGUCACCUGGUCCCCUCUCAUCCAGCCAAUCUGUCUCCCCGAGAAGAAUUUCAAACCAAGAAUUGGCACCAUGUGCUGGGUCAUUGGGUGGGGAUUGGAAAAGGCCAAAGGUGAGUGCACAGUUCCAAAGACUCCCUAUAGUGUCCAGGGCUUGGCUGUCAGGAUUGUGAACAAUGAAAUCUGCAAUCAUCGAUACCAGUUCCUCCUGCUGAAGAACCAGAAGAAGUUUAUUGGGGACGACAUGCUGUGCACAAGCUCAGAAUGGGGUCUGGACACUUGUCAGGACACCUCCGGGAGCUCCCUCGUUUGCAAGAUGAACAAGACCUGGGUCCAGAUGGGCGUGGUGAGCUGGAACUUUGGCUGUGGCCGUCGCCAAUUCCCAAGCAUCUACACCAGCACCUCCCACUUCACCCAGUGGAUCAAGAGACAGAUUGGUGAAUUGAAGUUUGCCAGCAUGGCCGUCCCUUCCUUCCUGAGCCCAUUCAUCCUCACUGGCUACAUUCUGCUGGUAUCCUUGGGCUCCCUGUGGCUCCUGUGAGCUGUGUUUCUACAACAGCCACUCCCAGAGGCUACUUCUCCCUCCUCUCUGCUCCGUCCUCAGAAGACGUGGACACCGGAGGCUGAACAGGACUUCAGGACAGAGGGACUUCGGGGAAGGGUCCUUGACCCACUGUGGGUUUUGUUCCCCAGUUGUUCAAUGAAGAUGCUCUUGAACCUUUUGAGCCAUCUAAAGUUAUCAUGUUUUUGACUUUGACCAAAAGUCCUUUAGAACACCUCCCUCAUAAAACUUGGCUGUUUCUCAAGCUG